Molecule: messenger RNA, 2556 nt
Organism: Dujonia railenensis
Lineage: Eukaryota; Fungi; Ascomycota; Pichiomycetes; Serinales; Debaryomycetaceae
Source: the annotation of a GenBank genome assembly
AUGACAUUUCCAUUAUUACCAGUUGUGGAAUCGCUCCAAGAUAUACAAAGACUUUCUGUCAUUGGACAAUAUUUGAUUCCAUUUGGAAGUUUCCAGAUCUCCAAGUAUUUCGUUAGUCAAUUCCCACACCAUGCUCAGAUUAACGUUGACGCUAGUGGGUCAGAUAUCAGCGUUGAAGAAGUUAUUGAAUUGUUAAACAACGGUAUCAACCAAAUUGUAAUUAAAGAUAGUCAAGCUUCUCAGAUCAUAGUAGAGGCAGGGUUACCAGAAAGUAGGUUUAUUGUCACCGGUCUGAGCGGUACUGUUUCUUCAGACAUCUUGGUGGACGAUGAGGUUUCUGAUGUAAAGCUGGUCAGCCAGUCUGGCAACAAAAUAAUAUAUAUUAGUGCAAGAAAGGACGUUUCUCAAUCUGAAGUUGAAACAUUGGUUGCAAAGGGAUACGUUCCUGUUGUUUCUUCAAGUAAGUUACUGACUUCGGUAGAGUCACCAAGUGGUCAAUUAUCCAUCUCAUCUAUCUUUGUCAACAGCUUGACUACAGAUCGUCCAGAUGGCUUAUACACCACCUUGAUCACCACACCAGCUCCUUCCUACACUGCAUUGGGUGUUGUUUACUCGUCCAAGGCCUCUAUCAAAGCUGCCAUCGCUGAAAGUGAAGGUGUUUACCAAUCGCGCAAGCGCCCAGAAGAAUUGUGGUACAAGGGUAAGACAUCUGGUGCUACUCAGAAGCUUGUUAAGUUAGAGAAGGAUUGUGACUCCGAUUUGGUGAAAUUCAUCGUUGAGCCAAGAAAGGGCUAUGGAUUCUGCCACUUGGAAAACAACUUUACUUGCUUCAAUGAUAGACAGUUAAAUGGCAGUGAUGCUACUCCAGGAUCAGGUUUGAGCAAAUUGGACUCAACUUUGUUUGAAAGAUCCCAGUCUGCCCCAGAAGGUUCCUAUACCAAGAGGUUGUUUGGCGAUGAAAAUUUGUUAGUUGCCAAGUUGAAGGAAGAAUUGGAUGAAUUGAUCGAAGCUGGUCAAAACAAAUCCAAAGACGGUAAUGAAGUAUCCUGGGAAGCCGCAGACUUAUUGUAUUUUGUCAUGGUCUGGUGUAUCAAGCAUGGUGUUAGAUUGUCUGAUGUAGAAAAGAACUUAGAUAUCAAGAGCGGAAAGGUCACUAGAAGAAAGGGCGAUGCCAAGAAGCAAUAUAUUAAAGAAGAACAAGCUGCACCAAAGGAGCCUGAAACUGCCCUUUACCAAAUGGAAACCAUUUCCGUCAAGGGUGGUGAUGAAGCUGCUAUCGAAAAAGCUUUAACAAGACCAGUUCAAAAGACUGCCGAUAUAAUGAAGCUUGUCUUACCAAUUAUUGAUAAGGUUAAGAAGGAAGGAGACAAAGCUUUAGUUGAAUUGACAGCUAAAUUUGAUGGAGUAGAGUUAACGUCUCCAAUAUUGAAGGCCCCAUUCCCUCAAGAAUUAAUGAAUAUCAGCGAAGAAAUGAGAGAAGCUAUUGAUUUAUCCAUGUCUAAUAUUGAAAAAUUCCAUAGGGCCCAACAACCAAAGGAAGAAGUUAUGACUGUUGAAACUGCACCAGGUGUGUAUUGUUCUCGUUUUGCUAAGCCAAUUGAGAAUGUUGGAUUAUACGUUCCAGGUGGUACUGCAGUUUUACCUUCAACUGCCAUGAUGUUGGGUGUUCCAGCUAAAGUUGCUGGCUGCUCAAAUAUCAUCUUGGCUUCUCCACCUGCAAGAGCCACAGGUAAGUUGACACCAGAAGUCGUUUACGUUGCUCAUAAGUUAGGUGCCACUUGUAUCGUUAUGGCUGGAGGUGCUCAAGCAGUUACCGCUAUGGCUUAUGGAACUGAUAGUGUUAUCAAGUGUGACAAGAUUUUGGGUCCUGGUAACCAAUUCGUGACUGCUGCUAAGAUGUAUGUUCAAAAUGAUACACAAGCCUUAUGUUCGAUAGAUAUGCCAGCAGGUCCAUCUGAAGUCUUAGUUAUUGCAGAUGGUAAGGCAGAUGCUGAUUUCGUUGCUUCUGACUUGCUUUCCCAAGCAGAACAUGGUAUUGAUUCUCAAGUUAUUCUUAUUGGUGUUGACUUAACUGAACAAAAGCAACUAGAAAUUUCUGAAGCUGUCAGAAGACAAGCUGAAGUCCUCCCAAGAAAGGAAAUCGUUGCUAAGUGUUUGGCUCACUCUUACACCUUGCUUGUAGAUACUUAUGAAGAGGCAUUCAAAAUGUCUAACCGCUAUGCUCCUGAGCAUCUAAUUUUACAAAUCGAGAAUGCCCCAAGUUAUGUGCCAAGUAGCAUUGAAAACGCUGGGUCAGUAUUUGUAGGAGGAUUGUCACCUGAAUCAUGUGGUGACUACUCCAGUGGUACCAACCAUACCUUGCCUACUUAUGGUUAUGCUAGACAAUACUCUGGUGUCAAUUUGGCUACCUUCCAGAAAUUCAUUACUAGUCAAGAAGUCACUGAACAAGGUUUGAAGAGCAUUGGUAAAGCAGUUAUGACUCUCGCGGCUGUUGAAGGUUUGGAAGCUCACAGAAAUGCUGUUCAAGUUAGAAUGGACAAAUUGGGAUUACAUUGA